Molecule: messenger RNA, 2828 nt
Organism: Phacochoerus africanus (Common warthog)
Lineage: Eukaryota; Metazoa; Chordata; Mammalia; Artiodactyla; Suidae
Gene: CNGA3
Product: cyclic nucleotide gated channel subunit alpha 3
Exons: 9
Coding region: 341-2488 (715 amino acids)
Biological process (GO): monoatomic cation transmembrane transport
Cellular component (GO): intracellular cyclic nucleotide activated cation channel complex; plasma membrane
Molecular function (GO): cGMP binding; protein-containing complex binding; intracellularly cAMP-activated cation channel activity
Source: RefSeq, a predicted model, not a curated record
AAACGGACUUUCCUGCUUGCUUGCUUGCUUGCUCCUGGUUUGCCCCUCUUCCUUUGGAGGGCAUGGUGAUACAAACGAGUGGCUUCUGUCUCUUCCGGGACCGCCCUUGAGGCUCCAGAGCCUCACCUGACUCCCAGAGAGAGGGAGGCAGCCAGCUCCUUCCGCCGCCCCGCAGAGGAGGGUCCUGGGGCCGGAGCCUGUGGGAGGGAGCGAGGCCGGAGCUGCUGCCCAGAACCGGGAAGGAGUGAGGAGGAGACGCUCUUCAAGACACAGGCGCGCCACAGAGAGCCCAAACUUUGGAACGCAACCACCUUUGGGCUGCAUGUGACAAAGCGAGAGCAUGGCGAAGAUUAGCACCCAAUACUCCCACCCCACCAGGAACCACCUCGCGGUAAGGACCACGGACAGAGAUCUCGAUCACAUUGAAAAUGGCCUCAGCAGGACCCACUCGCCAGGCGAGGAGAUAUCUGCAGAACUGCAGGAAGAUAUCGCCAUGGAGACCAGAGGACUGGCUGAGUCCAGGCGAAGCUCCUUCACCAGUCAGAGGCCAGCCAGGUUGUCACGUCUCAUCAUCUCACUGCGCGCCUGGGCAACCAGGCACUUACACCGUGAGGAUCAGAGGCCGGACUCCUUCCUGGAGAGUUUCCACGGAGCCGAGCUCAAGGAGGUGUCCAGCCGAGACAGCCAUGCCCCAUCCAACAUGGGCAGCCAGGAGCCGCCAGACAGAGGGAGAAGUGACUGGCCCCUGGCCAGGAAUAACACCAAUGCCUGCAACAACACAGAGAAGGAUGACAAGGCGAAAAAGGAGGAGAAAGAGAAAAAGGAAGAAGACAAAAAGGAAAACCCCAAAAAAGAGGAAAAGAAGAAGGAAACCAUCGUGGUGGACCCGUCCAGCAACCUGUACUACCACUGGCUCACUGUCAUCGCCGUGCCAGUCUUCUACAACUGGUGUCUGCUUGUGUGCAGGGCCUGUUUCGAUGAGCUUCAGUCUGAGCACCUGAUGCUUUGGCUGGUCCUGGACUACUCAGCAGACAUCCUCUACGGCUUGGAUUUGCUAGUCCGAGCCCGGACAGGCUUCCUGGAGCAAGGCUUGAUGGUCACGGAUGCCGACCGGCUGUGGAAGCACUACAGGAAGACUGUGCACUUCAAGCUGGAUACAUUGUCCCUGGUCCCCACGGACCUGGCUUUUUUCAAGAUGGGCAUGAACUACCCAGAACUGAGGUUCAACCGCCUACUGAAGUUGGCCCGGCUCUUUGAAUUCUUCGACCGCACGGAGACGAGGACCAACUACCCCAACAUGUUCCGAAUUGGGAACCUGGUCUUGUAUAUCCUCAUCAUCAUCCACUGGAACGCCUGCAUCUACUUUGCCAUCUCCAAGUUCAUUGGUUUUGGGACAGAUUCCUGGGUCUACCCAAACAUAUCCAUCCCGGAGUAUGGACGCCUCUCCAGGAAGUACAUCUACAGUCUCUAUUGGUCCACCUUGACCCUGACCACCAUCGGCGAGACCCCACCCCCCGUCAAAGAUGAGGAGUAUCUCUUUGUGGUCGUAGACUUCCUGGUGGGCGUCCUGAUUUUUGCCACCAUUGUGGGCAACGUGGGCUCGAUGAUCUCGAACAUGAAUGCCUCACGGGCUGAGUUCCAGGCCAAGAUCGACUCCAUCAAGCAGUACAUGCAGUUCCGCAAGGUGACCAAGGACCUGGAGACGCGGGUGAUCCGGUGGUUCGACUACCUGUGGGCCAACAAGAAGACGGUGGAUGAGAAGGAGGUGCUCAAGAGCCUCCCGGACAAGCUGAAAGCAGAGAUCGCCAUCAACGUGCACCUGGACACGCUCCGGAAGGUCCGUAUCUUCCAGGACUGUGAGGCAGGGCUGCUGGUGGAGCUGGUGCUGAAGCUGCGGCCUGCUGUGUUCAGCCCUGGGGACUACAUCUGCAAGAAGGGGGACAUCGGGCGGGAGAUGUACAUCAUCAAGGAGGGCAAGCUGGCCGUGGUGGCCGAGGACGGGAUCACCCAGUUCGUGGUGCUCAGUGAUGGCAGUUACUUUGGGGAGAUCAGCAUCUUGAACAUCAAGGGCAGCAAGUCGGGGAACCGCAGGACGGCCAACAUCAGGAGCAUUGGGUACUCGGACCUCUUCUGCCUCUCCAAGGACGACUUGAUGGAGGCGCUCACUGAAUACCCAGAGGCCAAGAAGGCGCUAGAGGAGAAGGGGCGGCAGAUCCUGAUGAAGGACAACCUCAUCGACGAGGAGCUGGCCAAGGCCGGGGCGGACCCCAAGGACCUUGAGGAGAAGGUGGAGCACCUGGAGACCUCCCUGGACACCCUGCAGACCCGGUUUGCGAGGCUCCUGGCUGAGUACAACGCCACCCAGAUGAAAGUCAAGCAGCGGCUCAGCCAGCUGGAAAGCCAGGUGAAGAUCAGCCUUCCGCCUGAAGGGGAUGUGCCUGGGGAUGUGCAGGGGGACGAGCCCCAAACGGAGACCAAACAGCAGUGAAAAUGCAGCUCUGUCUCCGGCUUCCCAGAGUCAGCCGUCCUCGUGAUGCUGUGUGGCCCCGGCUCCAUGGUGCUGGAUUUGGCUGGGGUUGAAUUCCAGAUUUCCUUACCCUUUGCAAGCCCUGGGGCCUUGGGAGAGAUCCUCAGUUUCCUCAUCUAGAAAAGGGACCUCGUUAAGUCCCCAGUUAAGUGGCAGGCUGCUGUGAGCUCCAUGUGAGAUGCUGCGGGCGGGGGGGCCUUUGUACAGUGUGAGAUGUCCCCAAUGCAAGAGUAUGAAAGUGUGAGCACAGAACUCUUAUUUUUUUAUCCAUGAAUAUUUAGACUUUUGAACUUUUUUUGGU